Molecule: messenger RNA, 1992 nt
Organism: Doryrhamphus excisus (bluestripe pipefish)
Lineage: Eukaryota; Metazoa; Chordata; Actinopteri; Syngnathiformes; Syngnathidae
Gene: ccn2a
Product: cellular communication network factor 2a
Biological process (GO): positive regulation of cell differentiation; signal transduction; cell adhesion
Cellular component (GO): extracellular matrix; extracellular region
Molecular function (GO): heparin binding; integrin binding
Source: RefSeq, a predicted model, not a curated record
GCUCCGACCAGAACUCAGACCGAGCCGUCGGACCAACCGAAGCUAAACUCUAGCUUUCACCACGGAGUCCCACCUCCUUUGACACGAGAUCCACUCGAUCGCGGACGCUUUCUUCUUCUCUCCGAGGACAGCAAGGCUUUUCCCCCUUCUACCGACUUCCAGGAAGAAUCUUUGUCAAAGUUCCAGAAAGAAAAAGAUGCUCACCGGGAUGAAGAAAGUUCUUUUCCUGCCUUUUGCCUGCAUCUUCUUCUCCUGCCUGGCGGCAGGCCAGGAGUGCAGCGGGCAGUGCACGUGCCCCUCAAACCCCCCUCAGUGCGCCCCCGGCGUGAGCCUGGUACCGGACGGCUGCGGUUGCUGCAGGGUCUGCGCCAAGCAGAUGGGGGAGCUUUGCACCGAGAGGGACGCCUGCGACCCCCACAAGGGCCUCUACUGCGACUUUGGCUCCCCUAUUAACAGACGCAUCGGAGUCUGCACAGCGAGAGAGGGCGCCACCUGUGUGUUUGGAGGAAUGGUGUACAAGAGCGGUGAGAGCUUCCAGAGCAGCUGCAAGUACCAGUGUACGUGCCUGGACGGGGCGGUGGGAUGCGUCCCCCUCUGCUCCAUGGACGUGCGCCUCCCCAGCCCCGAUUGCCCCAUGCCUCGACGGGUCAAAGUUCCAGGGAAGUGCUGUGAGGAGUGGGUGUGCGACACUCCGCAGCACACAAACAGCUUCAUGGGCUCUGUUUUGCCUGCUUACCGCCAAGAAGAGACCUACGGUCCAGAUCCUUCCAUGAUGAGGGAGAACUGCCUGGUUCAGACCACCGAAUGGAGCGCCUGCUCCAAAACCUGCGGUCUUGGGGUCUCCACCCGGGUCACCAAUGAUAACCGCGAGUGCCGACUAGAGAAGCAGACCCGGCUUUGCAUGGUACGGCCCUGCGAGUCCCAGCUGGAGCAGAGCAUCAGGAAAGGGAAAAAAUGCAUCCGCACCCCAAGGCUCUCAAAGCCCAUGAAGUUUGAGAUCUCCGGCUGCACCACCACCAAGUCCUACAGACCCAAGUUCUGCGGCGUGUGCCUGGACGGCCGCUGCUGCACCCCCCACCGGACCACCACCCUGCCCAUGGAGUUCAAGUGCCCCGACGGGCAGGUGAUGAAGAAGCACAUGAUGUUCAUCAAGUCGUGCGCCUGCCACCACAACUGCCCCGGCGAGAACGACAUCUUCGAGUCCAUGUACUACAAGAAGAUGAUGGGCGACAUGGCGUGAUGGGGCCACCAGGGGGCGACCACGCGGCAGCUUUGUGACUUGAAAACAUCUCAUUUCGCAGCUCGGUAUAUCAAAAGCCUGCAAGUUUUUUGGUUUUAUUUUGAUCUUCUUUGCUGAAAAAGUAAGUCGGACGCGUGUCGUGUCCGUGGCGUGAGCGGCUGGUGCACUUUGAAAGCUCAGACGGAGAGUUGCCUCGCAGCUCAGAGAGAUUCCUGCACUAUCACGUCCAUGUUGGUUUGGGCAGCUUUUCCAAAUCAACCCGUCCAUUUUUUGCUCUCAAUUUUGACCUCCUCUGUAAAUGAGGUGUGUAAUAACCCCCCCUCACCCAUAGAGGGCGUCUGCAGACCACAGCAGGCCACCCUUCUUCCCUUUGCAAACAUGGCUGAAUAUGUGUGUGUGUUUUGUUUGUGUGUGCGUGUAUGUAUGAGUUUCCGCCCCAAGGAGGAAAAAAAAAGAAGUUAGGACGCACUGAAAAAAAGAAGAAGGAAACAAAAGAGUCUAUUUUGUACAUAAAUAGAAGGAAAAGACUGGAAGAAUUGUGAUUUCAUUCUUUUUUUGUGUAAAUGAUGUAUAUAUUUGUACAGUUUAAGUUAAUUUAAAAGCCAAAUUUGUUCUGUGCUUUGGAAAAUGUAUCAUUAGUGUUUCUUGGACGACAGUAUUUUGUACUAUUUUAUUGAGAAGUGUGACACAUUGUUACAUGUUUCACUUUGUAGCUGGAAAUAAAAAGGUUAUAUUUUUUGAUACAAACGUGA